Molecule: messenger RNA, 1258 nt
Organism: Haliotis rufescens (red abalone)
Lineage: Eukaryota; Metazoa; Mollusca; Gastropoda; Lepetellida; Haliotidae
Product: telomerase RNA component interacting RNase-like
Exons: 2
Coding region: 35-487 (150 amino acids)
Molecular function (GO): 5'-3' exonuclease activity; 3'-5' exonuclease activity
Source: RefSeq, a predicted model, not a curated record
AUCCUGUCGCCGAUGUGAUGCUUGUUGAGCCAAGAUGGCGGACAGGAGAGGCAAACGCUGUGGUUCUGCAUCGAAAGAAAGACAAACUGUGAAUAAAUUUGCGAAUGAUGGCAGUUUCUUGGAAAUGUUUAAGAAGAAAAUGGAAGAGCAAAAGGCUCUUGGUGACAAGCCAGUGACUGUUCCCGAUAAAGACGAUUCUCCGACACAAUCAUCUGAAACGGACAGUGGAAAACUCAGCAAAACGAACAUUUUGUCUAUUGUCGGGAAACGGCGCGGCGGCAGCGCCAAGGUCCUCAAGACGGGUAUGGUAAAGAAGCCAAAACAAGAAGAGGAUGUAUGUAUUUGUCUCAGGAGAACUGUAACAGCCUUACACUUUCUUAUGUUCAUCACAUGUUCAUCAUGUUCAUGGCUACUAGCUCUGCUUAGAACUUCCUUUACAUCAACGCUUUUUAUGUUGGGUGUUUCUGCGAUCAGUUAUCUUGCAUAAGAAAACCAGCAUGUUUUGGCAUAAUGAACUUCAAAAUUGAAGUAUUUGUUGGUUUUCGAAAUGAUCAGUAUGGGUAAUGAUGGUUCUGAAGGGAUGAGACUAGGAUCUAAAUCUGUUGUUUAUAAAGCUAAGCCAUGUAGGACUGUUUCAUUAACACCUUGUGAAAUACCAUGAUGGUAAUAUGUUUAUUUUACACUUAUUUUCAGGAGGACAGUGGUGAGAAUAAAGAUGGAUGGUCCAAGUAUCUAGCUGAAGUCAAUAAAUACAAAUCACAGAUGUGCACGGAUGAGGAUAAAACACGACCACUAGUCAAAUAAUACUUGCAUCUCAUUGUUAAUUGUGAAGUUUGCCUGACUUUGUAGCGAUGGAUAAUGGCUCUCAAUUUCUUUUCUUCUUUAACAAGUUUACCUAUUUUCUUUUCAGUAAGGGUUAUAUAUUUUUUCACAACAGUUUUGAGGUUUUGCAAUCACCUUCAGGUCACUUGGGCUAUCAUGAGAAUCAGAUAUGAUGUUAUUUAAUACAGCACUUGCUUAAGCACAUUCCUGAUGAGGAGGGUGGGUGGUGUUUCAUCAUUACAUUCUGUGAACAGUUUCAGUCCAUGACAAUGGAUGUGAAGGUGUCAUCCCUUGCUUAUAGGAGACAAGUGAGUAGAGAACACUAAGACUUAACAAAAUAAAAGAAUUGGUUCUCAGGCAAUGGUUUUUGAAAAUAUAGUGCGGGCGGGCGGACAGUGUCUUUUUUUUCUUUUUAUAACCAAAUAAACAUAUGUGU